This is a messenger RNA of Paraphaeosphaeria sporulosa, 765 nucleotides long. RefSeq lists its product as uncharacterized. The record is from RefSeq and is a predicted model, not a curated record. The transcript has a single exon. Bases 1 to 765 code for a protein of 254 amino acids. NCBI's taxonomy places the organism in Eukaryota, Fungi, Ascomycota, Dothideomycetes, Pleosporales, Didymosphaeriaceae.
AUGGGCAUCUUGACGAACCCGCUGCAUCUGCUCGGUCCUCCUCUGCUCUUCCUUGUCUCCUUCCCGCUCGCCAUCUUCGCGGCAAUCACGACGGGCAUUGCGCUUUCCCUUCUUACUGUGCGUGUCUCCAUCGUCUACUUCGAGCUCGGCGUCGCUCUCUUACACGCGUACCUCUAUCCUGAGCCACCAAAGGUUGCAUCCAGACGCGUCGUCCCGCCUGUAUCCCCGCCGCGCUUUCGCCGUACCAGCACGUCCUCGGACAGCGCCGCGCCUGCUGUGCGACUCUAUACAAAGAGCGGCUCCUCGGCAUCACUUGUCAAUGUCAAUCGGAUGGCAAACGCUCGCGACUUCGAAGGCGUCGGCGGAUGGCGCUACUACGAGGGCGAGGAGGAGGAAGCCAUUUGGAUGGGCAUGAACAAGAGGCUGGAACUACCUCUGGCUAUACCGCCGGGGAGACGCCACCAGAGGAGGCAUACUGGCGAGGACCAGCGUUGGAUCGGCAGCCCCGAAGUGUUGCGAAUGAGCCCGUUGCAGAGCCGAAUGCGAACACCCCAGCGUACGCCGCGCACCGUUGGCCUAGAAGAUGACUACGGCGACGAGUACUUUCCGCCGCAACCCAUUUUGAGGCCCCUUAGUACGGCAAUGGAACCGCUCAGCCUGAGCUCUCAGCAUUCGAGGCGCGCUAGCGUUAUAAGCAUGAGUGGAAGCAGCAGCAACACGUCGGGCAGCUCGAGCCCAGAAUCCCACAAGCAGCUGGGCGAUUGA